CGAGUCAAGUUUUCGUGCGAAUUUUUGGGAAAGCGAACGAGAUCCAACUGUUGAUGGACUCGAGGGUCUUUCCCUGGGAGGUUUCAUCGCUGGAUACAGGUGAUGGGAUUGUUAGUUUGUCACGGUUUUGGGGGAAUUGGAGCAGCGCUCUUGAGAUAGCGGAGUAAAAAGGAGGGACUUUUGCGCGGGUACAAGGAUGAUGGUGAGAAACACGAGCGAGGAAAUGAUCAUCCGGAGUUUGAUAGACGGCGGCUCCACUGCUACUCACGGUGCUGCUGCUGCUAUUGCGUUUGAAAACAUGGGCUUCAUGCCUCACAGGGCCAGCAGCGAGGAGCUCUUCAAUAGCUGGAUUGCCAAUUCAGAGCAGGGUGGCUUGCCCCCGCACACUCGUCCAUCUCGCAAGAUGUCGUCUGAACUUGCUGCUCUACUCGCCCAGCAACAAGGAAUGGAUCACGGCUUGUAUCUUCAAAGCGAUCACAACGCAAAGUCAAGAUCACAGCAGCAGCAAGAAUAUCCAUCGUUGCAGGCACUAAGCUGGUUUCAAACUUCUCAACCCAUGACUCGAAGCCGUUCCACAGAGCUCAGGCGCCGCUACCUUGAGAUGCAAAGGCAAGAUUUGUCGUCGGGAGCAAAGCCAACCGAGCAAAGUUUCCUUCCGUGGCCCGAUAAUCUCCCCCAGCAUGAUCACAACUCGUCAGUCUCCACAGUCUCCACGGUCGUAAACAUGCUCAAGGGAUCAUUGGAGAAGAAGAGAGUAUCAAAAGAGCUACAACACCACUGCCAGGCCGAGCAACACGAACUCCAUCAGCAGCAAAACGCUGUCCAGGACGCAAGUUUCAUGUUUCGGCUGGCGAACCCGAGCGAGUCCUCGGGUGGCAACGACAACAAUUCGUGCCCCGCUACUCCAAGCCAGAUCCAUCUCUUCCACGAUCAACAGGCGGGCCGAGCGAUAAUUUUUGCAGGCAAUAACGACUUGCAGACUGAAGAUCAACACAAGAAGCAGCAACCACAGCUCUCGCGAGCAGGAUCGAUCACAUCUUCUGGAAGAUCUGGUAUGGAAGCUUCGGACGUUUCGACCAAGAAGCGACGAGUAGAACGCAAGAGAAUGAUGGUGGAAGCCAAAGGAAGAUCGUCAGUCCCAGCGAUGCCUUCCGACAUGCAAGCAGCGAUCAAGCGCUCGGAUGCACUAGAAAAGGAAGUUCGAUCUUUGAAGCUCAACCUUUCCUUCAUGAACAGGAAGGAUUCCGAGCAGACAAAGCGAAUCGAGGAGCUGGAGAAGCAAAACGAGGAGCUCUUGCGAGAAAAGAGCCGACUAACCGAGGAGUUGGAUCAACUAAUCUCUUCGAGAUCAACAUGGUAGAAAAACAAAGUCAUAACUCACAGUACAAAAAAACGUAAAUAUUGCAACAAGAGAGAGAGAGAUGGAGAGGAAAAAACAAAUCUACGAAGAGACGAAGAAACCAAGCACUAAGUCUUUCCUUACAGCGACUUUGAAACAAAGAGAAGAAAAU
Messenger RNA from Selaginella moellendorffii, 1511 nucleotides. RefSeq lists its product as uncharacterized. Gene Ontology annotation, cellular component: nucleus. The record is from RefSeq and is a predicted model, not a curated record. The coding region runs from base 197 to 1360 and encodes 387 amino acids. NCBI's taxonomy places the organism in Eukaryota, Viridiplantae, Streptophyta, Lycopodiopsida, Selaginellales, Selaginellaceae. Gene Ontology annotation, biological process: arbuscular mycorrhizal association. Gene Ontology annotation, molecular function: sequence-specific DNA binding. The transcript is spliced from 11 exons.